AUGUGGGGGCCAGUAACCCCUCAGGGCAGUGGGGUGUUAUGUCCUGUGCAAGUUCCUUCUUUUGUUGGUAACUGCUGCCUAACCAGCACUGGGGUAAAGCUGGAUAGAAAGUCCAUUGUUGCCGUGAGUUUCAUUGCAGCAUUCCUCUGUCUGAUCAUCGUUCGUCUCACAAAUGAAGUAACUUUCCCUUUGAUCCUAAACUGCUUUGGACAAACCAGAGUCAAGUGGAUCCCAUUUUCUAAUGGCCAAAAGCAGCCUCUGAAAACUCAUUAUGGAUAUAUAAAUGUAAAAACACAAGAGCCUCUACAACUUGACUGUGACCUCUGUGCCAUUGUUUCAAACUCGGGACAGAUGGCUGGCCAGAGGGUGGGCACGGAGAUAGACAAGUCCUCCUGCAUAUGGAGGAUGAACAAUGCUCCCACAAAGGGCUAUGAGGAGGAUGUUGGGAAGAGGACAACCGUAAGAGUGGUCUCUCACACGAGCGUGCCUCUCCUGCUCAAGAAUCCCGAGUACUUUUUCAAAGAAACCAACAACACUGUUUAUGUGAUCUGGGGUCCUUUUCGGAACAUGAGGAGGGAUGGAAAUGGCAUUGUGUACAACAUGCUGAAGAAAACUGUUGACAGCUACCCAAUGGCCAAAAUCUACGUGACCACGGAGAAGCGCAUGAGUUACUGCGAUGCGGUGUUUAAGAGGGAGACGGGAAAGGACCGAGUCCAGUCAGGUUCAUAUCUCAGCACGGGUUGGUUCACCUUAAUUUUGGCUAUGGAUGCCUGCUAUGGAAUUCACGUCUAUGGGAUGAUAAAUGACACCUACUGCAAGUCAGAAGGCUUUCGCAAAGUUCCCUACCACUACUACGAGCCAGGAAGAGACGAGUGUGAGGAAUACUUUCUCCAUGAAAAUGCUCCCUAUGGAGGCCACAGGUUUAUCACAGAAAAGAAAGUAUUUGCUAAGUGGGCCAAGAAGCACACAAUAAUAUUUACACAUCCCAACUGGACGGUGUCUUGAUACUGGUUUACUUAACUCUCCCUUAACAGCAUAUUACAGAAAUGUCUCAGUUUACAGUAGUUUUGCUUACAUCUGGCUGGCCUUUCUCAGCCUAGGUAACACUAAACUAAAAAUCAGAAGACAAAGAGGGUGGUGGUUCAGCUGUUAAGCAAAAUUAAUCAUCUGUGGAA
Messenger RNA from Agelaius phoeniceus (red-winged blackbird), 1175 nucleotides. The record is from RefSeq and is a predicted model, not a curated record. NCBI's taxonomy places the organism in Eukaryota, Metazoa, Chordata, Aves, Passeriformes, Icteridae.